This is a messenger RNA of Solanum stenotomum, 1035 nucleotides long. RefSeq lists its product as uncharacterized. Lineage: Eukaryota; Viridiplantae; Streptophyta; Magnoliopsida; Solanales; Solanaceae. The transcript has 3 exons. The record is from RefSeq and is a predicted model, not a curated record. The coding region runs from base 1 to 1035 and encodes 344 amino acids.
AUGGUGGAUAAUAAUUUCACAGAGUCUUUCAACUCUUGGAUCCUGGAAGCAAGAGGUAAGCCAAUCCUAAAAAUGCUUGAAGAUAUAAGAAUCAAGAUAAUGAACAGGUUAAGAGAGAAGGAAGAAGAUGCAAGCAAAUGGACUACUGAUUACAGUCCUAAGUGCAUGAAAUUGUUCACUGCAUAUAUGAGAAUAGCUCAAUUAUGUAGUGUCGAUUUCAAUGGUGAUCUUGGAUAUGAAGUGUCUGAGGGUGAAGAUAGGCACACAGUGAACUUGAAAAUAAAACCAAAGAAUGAAAUUAAUUGGUGGUAUAGUAAGGAAGCUUAUUUGAUGACAUAUAGGGCAAAGUUGAUGCCUGUAAGAGGUGAACAAUUCUGGAAUGUAUUGCCAGAACACGCAAUUGAUCCACCUGAUCUUGUGAAAACAGUGGGAAGACCAAAGACCAAAAGAACUAGGGAAAAGGAUGCAACAAUUAAAAGAGCUGGAGAGUGGGCUCACUCAAGAAAAGGAACUAAAAUGACAUGUAGUAAGUGUGGUGAAACAACUCACAAUGCAAGAACAUGCAAUUUUGUUGAAGGAGAACAAGGGCCAACAUUGAAGAGAAAAAAGGGCAGAACUGAGGAAGAGUCUGAAGAAGAGGUUGAAGAAGCCCAUGAAGAAGAUUAUGAUGUUAAUAGCUCAGCCCCUAGACCAACACAAGAUGAAGAAUACCAUUUCAUGUCCUCACUACAGUAUGAACCCUUUGGACCUGCUAGAGAGCCUGAAAGUGAUCCAGAUAUAAGGCCUCAAGUCAUAUCUGAAAAUCGCACAAAACUGAAAAUGAGGAUGAAUCAACAAAGAGCAACUGGAAAUAGAGUUAUAUCUUUUAGAGGUGAUCAUGCUGGAAUUAGUGAGCCUACAGAUUUGCCUUACUCACCUACUAAUCUCACUUGGAAAGGAAAAGAAGCUGUCACUGGCAAUCAGCUGGAAAGAGAGAGACAGAAGAAGGUGGACAAGUUGAAGACAAGAAAAACUAAUGGGAAAUCCCAGAUUUGA